UCUAAAUCCUGAGAUUACUUUAAACGCCCAUCUCAAUUAAGUACUUGCCCUUAAUUCCCCUGCAUUUCUUUGUGUGUGAGUUUAGACAAAGCUGAAUGUUGAGUAAUCAAGAGAACUUGUUGUCUAAGAUGGCAACUGGCAAUGGACACGGCGAGGACUCACCCUAUUUUGAUGGCUGGAAGGCGUACGAUAGCAAUCCUUAUCAUUCGAAAAAGAAUCCUCAUGGGGUUAUCCAGAUGGGACUUGCAGAGAAUCAGCUUUCCUUUGAUUUGAUUGAAGAGUGGCUUUUAGACAACCAAAAAGCCUCCAUUUGCACAAAUGGAGGAGUGAGUGAAUUCAAGGACAUAGCAAUUUUUCAGGACUACCAUGGCUUGCCAGAGUUUCGAAAUGCUGUUGCAAAGUUCAUGGCCAAAGUAAGAGGAAAUAGAGUCACAUUCAAUCCUGACAACAUUGUCAUGAGCGGCGGAGCGACCGGAGCGCACGAGACUCUGGCAUUCUGUUUGGCUGAUCCAGGUGCUGCAUUUUUGGUUCCUACACCUUACUAUCCAGGAUUCGAUCGCGACUUGAGAUGGAGAACUGGAAUCCAACUCUUUCCAGUUGUUUGUGAGAGCUCUAAUGAUUUCAAGGUUACAAGGGAAGCCUUGGAAGCUGCAUAUGAAAGAGCACAAGAAGCUAACAUAAAAGUGAAGGGAUUGCUUAUAAACAAUCCAUCAAACCCAUUAGGCAUUGUGUUGGACAGGGAGACACUCAGAAGUAUUGUGACCUUCAUCAAUGAAAGGAACAUCCAUUUAGUCUGCGACGAGAUCUACGCUUCCACAGUUUUUAAUCAACCUAACUUCGUCUCCAUUUCGGAGAUUAUAGAGGAAGACAAUGUUCAAUGCAACAGAGAUCUUGUGCACAUUGUUUAUAGUCUUUCAAAGGACAUGGGUUUCCCUGGCUUCAGAGUUGGCGUAAUCUAUUCAUACAAUAAAGCAGUCGUAAGUUGUGCUCGCAAAAUGUCCAGUUUCGGACUAGUUUCCACACAAACUCAGUAUCUGAUAGCAGCAAUGCUAUCCGACCAAGAGUUUAUCGGGAGGUUUCUUGUCGAAAGCAGAAUGAGAUUAGCUAAAAGGCACAGAGACUUCACUUGGGGACUAUCUCAAGCAGGCAUUAAGUGCUUGAAGAGCAGCAAUGCAGGCCUGUUUUUAUGGAUGGAUUUACGGAAACUACUCGAAGAUCAGACAUUCGAGGCAGAAAUGGUGCUGUGGCGUAUGAUAAUCAAAAAAGUUAAGCUCAAUGUCUCCCCUGGUUCUUCUUUUCAUUGCUCUGAACCAGGUUGGUUUAGGGUAUGUUUUGCAAACAUGGAUGACAAGACAAUGCAAGAAGCUCUAUCAAGGAUUAAAGAGUUCAUGCUUCUUCAAAAUGUGGGUUCGAUGGCGCAGACGAAGAGAAUGUUUAGGCAACAAAGCCUUAUCGUCAGUUGCUCGUCUAGUAGAUUUGAUGAACUUAUGAGGUCACCAUGCCUAAGGUCCCCUCAAUCACCCCUCAUUCGUGCAACAAACUAGGCAGAAAUGGCGAUAGCAAUCCACGCUUACUAUAUAUAUGCAGCUAGGACUUACCCAAAAAAAUAAGCGCAGCUAGGAGAAUUGUUCAUAAACUCUUGUUUAUCAGGCUAAAAUUUACAUCCCUGCAAAGAAUAAACUCUUGUUCAAAUUCUCUAUGUAUUUCAUGUCUCACAGUAUAGGUUUUGCAAUUAUUUAUCCCUGGCUUCGAAGUUAUGACAGAUUAUUGAUUUAUAUGUUAAUUAGAUUCCAUGAUU
Tripterygium wilfordii is the source of this 1798-nucleotide messenger RNA. Its product is annotated as 1-aminocyclopropane-1-carboxylate synthase-like. Lineage: Eukaryota; Viridiplantae; Streptophyta; Magnoliopsida; Celastrales; Celastraceae. The coding region runs from base 96 to 1544 and encodes 482 amino acids. The transcript is spliced from 4 exons. Gene Ontology annotation, biological process: amino acid metabolic process; biosynthetic process. The record is from RefSeq and is a predicted model, not a curated record. Gene Ontology annotation, molecular function: pyridoxal phosphate binding; transaminase activity.